Messenger RNA from Epinephelus lanceolatus (giant grouper), 2029 nucleotides. It is a transcript of the gene pipox, whose product is annotated as pipecolic acid oxidase. NCBI's taxonomy places the organism in Eukaryota, Metazoa, Chordata, Actinopteri, Perciformes, Serranidae. The record is from RefSeq and is a predicted model, not a curated record. Gene Ontology annotation, molecular function: sarcosine oxidase activity; flavin adenine dinucleotide binding; L-pipecolate oxidase activity. Gene Ontology annotation, cellular component: peroxisome.
UCGUACUGAAAACAAGUUCGUCUGCAUGCUGUUCCUUAGUGGUAACUUUAAGCAGAAUGUCGACUAAAGGGGAGUAUGACUGCAUCGUGAUCGGGGCCGGAGUUCAGGGCUCCUUCACGGCUUAUCAGCUGGCAAAAAAGAACCAGAGGACUCUUCUGCUGGAGCAGUUCGUCCUGCCCCACACCCGAGGGAGCUCCCAUGGCCAGACCCGCAUCAUCCGCAAGGCCUAUGAGCAAGACUUCUACACCCACAUGAUGGAGGAGUGCUAUGAGCUGUGGACCCAGCUAGAGAGGGAGGCUGGUGUCAAACUGUACAGGCAAACAGGACUCCUGGUAAUGGGACAGGAGAGAAGUCAGAGUUACCAGAUGGUUAAGAACACCCUGCAGAGGAACAAGGUUCCAAUGAUGAUCCUGAGCAGCGACAACUUCAGUCAGCACAUCCCCCAUGUCAUCCUGGCUGAGGGAGAUGAAGCAGUGGUAGACAUAACUGCUGGAGUACUGUAUGCUGACCGUGCACUCAAGGCUGUACAGGGGCAGUUUCAGAAGUUGGGUGGGGUCAUAAGAGACAAAGAGAAGGUAAUGGACAUCAAGCCUGGCCCUGUUGUGACAGUGUCAACCUCCAAUGGUGUUUAUCGAGCCAAGCGUGUGGUGAUCACCGCUGGACCCUGGGCUAAUCAACUGCUGGCCCACACUGGCUUACAGUUGCCACUAGAGGUGGUGAAGAUUAACGUGUGCUACUGGAAAGAGAAGGUUCCUGGAUCAUACAACGUGAAGCAACGCUUUCCUUGCUUCUUGAUGACUGAGGGCAAGGAAGCCAAAGAGCACAUCUAUGGUCUUCCAUCCAACGAGUACCCAGGCCUGGUGAAGAUAUGCUACCAUAUGGGCAGUGAGACCGACCCAGACCAGAGAGACAAGCAAACUGACAGGUCUGAUAUUGACAUCCUGCAGCGCUACAUUGCCCGCUGUUUUCCUGGCCUGGUCCCUGAACCUGCUGUGGUGGAGAGCUGCUUGUAUACGCUAACGCCUGAUCGUCAUUUCGUGCUGGACUGCCACCCCACCUACAGCAACAUUGUGUUUGGAGCAGGAUUCUCAGGUCACGGCUUCAAGUUUGGACCAAUCAUUGGCAAGCUCCUGUGUGAACUCACCCUGGGAGAAGUGCCCUCCUAUGACCUUUCACCUUUCCGAAUCAGACGCUUCCAGGCAAUGACAAAAUCAUCAUUGUAGAACUGAGACUGGAUACUCAGAGCAUCAACAUAGCAUCACCAAGUCUUAUCUUAUUAUAAAUGUAGUGUGAUUUUCACUUGUCAUUGUAAUUCAGCCCCACAAUCACAAAUGAUGUAUGCUUUGUCUGCCGGUUUAUUUGAUGUGGUCAGUAUGUGUUUCCAUCUCCACAUGAUGUGAUCAGGCGUGAAAGCACUCAGGCGUCAUGACAGUCUUUGGGCCCUAUCUCACCCGGUGCAAAGUGGUGCAGAUGGCAGCGUAACUGUCAUUACUAGUUUUAGACCAACACAGUUGUCACUUUCAUAGCCAAUGUCCACAUGUUGUCAGUAGCAAAUGUACUUGCGCCCAUCUGUGUGUCCAUGGGCAUGUAGGUCUUACCCCCAAAUUCCACCAGAUACGUGUUGGUUGCGUCUGCGCUCCGGAGCGGCAGUGGAGCCGAUACGUUUCAAUUCUAGUCAAUGUGUAUGCUUCCACCCGCUGCGGCUGUGCUGUGUUCCGGCUCCGUCACAGCUGCGGCGCUCCGGAGCCCUCCGCAACAGAUACGCAGGACUUCUAUUUUUACCGGACAACGGAGCACAACGCAGCAAUUCAGCACGGAGCAGAUCGUGCGGGGCAGGAAGUUGUGCACAGAAAAUAAAAUACACAGUGUUCACGGCAGAUCAUAUUCCCUGCACUACACCUUGAAAACAUCAUAAUGGGCGGUGGCAGGCCUGAAAUCAACAGGUCAGAGGUUUUCAGUUGUCAUUUCACCCCGUUGACACUAGGCUUGUGCCGGUUUGAAAAUUUUACAACCGGUUUGAUUUAAAGCC